Eruca vesicaria subsp. sativa (arugula) is the source of this 708-nucleotide messenger RNA. NCBI's taxonomy places the organism in Eukaryota, Viridiplantae, Streptophyta, Magnoliopsida, Brassicales, Brassicaceae. The record is from the annotation of a GenBank genome assembly.
AUGAACCCAGCAGACUCCGAUCACCCUCACCUCCCCACCAUCAAGAUCCACCACCCAUCCUCCCCUCGCCACUCCCACCACCACCACCACUCCACCCCCACCCCCACCGCCAACGCCCGCCGCAAAAUCGGCGUCGCCGUCGACCUCUCCUCCGAAAGCUCCUUCGCCGUGCGCUGGGCCGUCGAUCACUACAUCCGCCCCGGCGACGCCGUCGUCCUCCUCCACGUCUCCCCCACCUCCGUCCUCUUCGGCGCCGACUGGGGCCCGCAGCCGCCUCCCUCCUCCGCCACUAGUCAGGCGGAUUUCGACGCGUUCACGGCGUCGAAAGUCUCCGAUCUGGCGAGGCCGUUGAAGGAGAGUGGGUUCCCGCAUAAGAUCCAUGUGGUGAAGGAUCAUGAUAUGAGGGAGAGGCUGUGCCUUGAGAUCGAGAGGCUGGGGUUGAGUGCGGUGAUAAUGGGGAGUAGAGGGUUUGGUGCUGAGAGGAAGAGAGGGAGUGAUGAUGAUGAUGAUGAUGAUGAUGGGAGGUUGGGGUCUGUUAGUGAUUACUGUGUUCAUCAUUGUGUUUGUCCUGUUGUUGUUGUUAGGUAUCCUGAUGAUGGCAAUGAUGGUGGGGUUGUGAAUGGUGGUGGUGGAGCGGUUGUGACGGUUAAGUCAGUUAGGGAUGAUGAUGAUGGUGGGGAAGAACGUCAUGAACAUAUUAAAGGUUAG